CAAUGCGUUUGUUGACUUAAGUAUUUUACUUUUGCACACAUGUAACCUACCACAACACCCCUCUUUUACGGUACACUGAAUCUCUGAAUUUAUAAUUUGGUAAGCAAGAGUGCGAGCUUAUCAAAGCUUUGUGAAUUGAUAAAAAGAGAGCGAAGCAACAAAAAUAAAUUCAAUUCAGGCGAUUUAUGAAUCAGCGUUGAGAAAAUGCGCGGAUUUGGUCCGGAUUUGUAUUGAAUAGCGAUGGGAGAAGUGGAGAGGUAUUUACUCCAACUGCACAAAAGCACAGAUGGUUUUCAGUAGUCGCUCAGCGGUGAUUCUGUAUUGCAACAAGUGUUUAGUAUAGAAUUUUUUUUUGAAUUAACUUGAUAUCAAAAAAAAAAAAACAUGGUAUUAGACUUGGAACAGAAAACUUAUUUUCUAAUCACAGGUGCCUCACGUGGUAUUGGACAAACCAUGGCCAUACAAAUUGCAGCAAAGCUGAAAGCGGGUUCUGUUGUUGUAUUGUUAGCACGAAGUGUCGAUGGUUUAAAUAAAACCAAACUUGCUAUUGAAGCCUUGAAAAAAGAUUUGAAAGUAUGCAUAUUUUCAAUUGAUCUUACAAAGGCCAAAGAAUCGGAGUUUGAAGAAAUAUUGCAUCAUUCGCUUAGUGAUUCCGAUGAAGAAGGUAAAAAUUUUGAACGUGCCUUUAUUAUACACAACGCUGGCUCUGUUGGUGAUGUCUCCAAACGUGCUGUUGAUGUUUCAGACACCUCAGCCUGGACCGAAUAUUAUCAUUUGAACUUGUUUUCUACAGUUUCAUUGAACUGCGAAUUUUAUCGAAAAUUUAUUGGUGUGCCCAAAUUGGUGGUUAAUUUGAGCUCAAAGUGUGGCAUUGAGCCUUUUGCUUCAAUGAGCUUUUAUUGCUCCGGCAAAGCAGCUAGAGAUAUGUACUUUCGUGUUUUAGCUGUUGAGGAGACAAAAGACUCCAUCGUACUUAAUUACGCACCUGGUGCAAUUGAUACAGAUAUGACAGAAUUGGUGCAAAAAGAAACUAUUAAUGAGGAUCUUUCAGCGGCCUUUAAGCAACAGAGGGAUACAAAAACAAUGUUAACAACUACAGAAACUACUGCCAAAUUUAUAAGUAUUUUGGAAUCAGGAAACUUCAACUCAGGCGAUCACGUUGAUUAUUGGGAUUAAUAUUAAUGUGAAAUAAACAAAAUAUGAAAGCGAAGGUGCUUAGUAAGAAGGUGCUAGUUAGCUUAUUUUCUUAAUCGAAAGUCACAAUUUUUUAAUUCUUAUAAUGUAAACUUAUUAAAAUAAAGUUUUUU
Messenger RNA from Teleopsis dalmanni, 1307 nucleotides. Its product is annotated as sepiapterin reductase-like. NCBI's taxonomy places the organism in Eukaryota, Metazoa, Arthropoda, Insecta, Diptera, Diopsidae. Gene Ontology annotation, molecular function: sepiapterin reductase (NADP+) activity. Gene Ontology annotation, biological process: tetrahydrobiopterin biosynthetic process. Bases 385 to 1176 code for a protein of 263 amino acids. The record is from RefSeq and is a predicted model, not a curated record. The transcript has a single exon.